CUUACAAUUAAAAAAACAAAAGGAAGACUAUAGGAGAAAAUGACCAAUCUACACUACAUUCUAGGAUGAGAUAAACUUUCAUUAAAAAAGAACUGUGAAGAAUCAGUACUCCACAUAUGAUUUUGACCAUCUGACCAUUGUCACAGAGGAUACCAGUCAGCUGAAGACAAGUGCUUUUCUUCUGAUCGAAUACCUUUCUAAUUAAAAACAACAUUUGUUUUGUCUCUGCUAUAAUAGCUAUAAGAAUGACCCACCACAAAAAGUAUUCUCACCUUGCUUGGCAGCUUGCUAAGUUAAGUAUUUUCUUAUAUGCAUCCAUCUUUUUUUUAGUAAUAUAUUUGUGCCUCAAUUCUAAUAAUUGUAAUUUUUUUGCCAUUUUACCCAAAAUCAAAAAUCAAGGAAACACUGUUUUGAACUUGAUGGAAGGAUCUGCAGUAACUGCCAAACAGUUUCAUAAAUCUGACAAAGGAAAUGAAAUCAUUUUUCACAAAAGCAAAGUUUCCAGCUUUCAGAUGUUCAUAAGUAACAGAAACAAAGAGGAACGAAGUGGAACUGUGACACAAUUUGCUAAUGAAGAGACAAUAGAUUCUGCCUCAUAUUCAUCCAUUUACCCUCAUCCAUUCCAAUUUCUUAUUAAUGAAAAAGAUAAAUGUAAGCAGAAAACUCCUUUUUUGGUACUAUUAAUUGCAACCAAAGCUGAUGAAAAACAGUGCAGAGAAGCCAUCAGGAAAACUUGGGGAAAUGAAUCUGUGGUUCCUGGAAUUAAAAUUGUUCGCCUAUUUAUGUUGGGUUUUAGUGACAAAGACCAGAAUGAAAAUAUAUUGCAGGAAAGUAGGAAAUACCAUGACAUUAUUCAGCAAGACUUUUUAGACACCUAUAAUAACUUAACUCUUAAAACUAUGAUGGGCAUUAAGUGGAUUGCCACAUAUUGUAAUGGCACAAGUUUUAUCAUGAAAACAGAUAGCGAUGUUUUUGUGAAUACAAUAUAUUUAAUACAGGAGGUACUAAGGCCCAUUAAAUCUCCUUCACAGUAUUUUUUUACUGGUUGUCUUAUGAAAAAUCAUGAGCCUAUUCGUAAUCCUAACAGCAAAUGGUACAUGCCAGAAGAACUUUACCCAGGUGAUCGAUACCCAGAUUUUUGUUCAGGAACUGGCUAUGUCUUUUCUAGAGCUGUGGUUCCAAAAAUUGUCAGUGCUUCUUUAAAGGUCAAAUAUGUACAUUUGGAAGAUAUUUAUGUAGCUCUCUGUCUUGAAAGACAAGGAAUCACUAUUUCACCCCCACUCAAACCAUCAUUUUUUAAUAUAUAUAAAGUCCCAUUUUUUACUUGUCUAUAUAGCAACAUAAUUACUUCCCAUGGAAUUGAUCCAACAGAACAGAUCAUUUUCUGGCAAACACUGCAAAAAGAGAAACAUAUGUGUCAUAAAUAAAACACAUGUACAGUAGAGUUUGCAUGGGAAUACAAUAUGAAAUUAUACUUUAUUUAAACUUUAAGAUUACUGAAUGUGCAUCAUGAAUCUCUAAUGGGGAUCUAGACAGCUAAACUUAAUGGAUGUCCAUACAUGUGCUCUGAUGUGUUGUAGUUAGAAUGUGUUGGAACAGACUCAAUUAAU
Molecule: messenger RNA, 1610 nt
Organism: Gavialis gangeticus (Gharial)
Lineage: Eukaryota; Metazoa; Chordata; Crocodylia; Gavialidae
Product: beta-1,3-galactosyltransferase 2-like
Exons: 2
Coding region: 246-1427 (393 amino acids)
Cellular component (GO): membrane
Molecular function (GO): N-acetyl-beta-D-glucosaminide beta-(1,3)-galactosyltransferase activity
Source: RefSeq, a predicted model, not a curated record